AUGUAUAAAACCCCAUCAGGCUACAUGUAUAAAACCCCAUCAGGCUACAUGUAUAAAACCCCAUCAGGCUACAUGUAUAAAACCCCAUCAGGCUACAUGUAUAAAACCCCAUCAGGCUACAUGUAUAAAACCCCAUCAGACUACACGUACACACCCCCAUCAGGCUACAUGUAUAACACCCCAUCAGGCUACACGUAUAAAACCCCAUCAGGCUACAUGUAUAAAACCCCAUCAGGCUACAUGUAUAAAACCCCAUCAGGCUACAUGUAUAAAACCUCAUCAGGCUACACGAAUAAAACCCCAUCAGGCUACAUGUACACACCCCCAUCAGGCUACAUGUAUAAAACCCCAUCAGGCUACACGUAUAAAACCCCAUCAGGCUACACGUAUAAAACCCCAUCAGGCUACACGUAUAAAACCCCAUCAGGCUACACGUACAAAACCCCAUCAGGCUACAUGUAUAAAACCCCAUCAGGCUACAUGUAUAAAACCCCAUCAGGCUACACGUACACACCCCCAUCAGGCUACAUAUAUAAAACCCCAUCAGGCUACAUGUAUAAAACCCCAUCAGGCUACACGUACACACCCCCAUCAGGCUACAUGUAUAAAACCCCAUCAGACUACAUGUCCACACCCCCAUCAGGCUACAUAUAUAAAACCCCAUCAGGCUACACGUAUAAAACCCCAUCAGGCUACAUGUAUAAAACCCCAUCAGGCUACUCGUAUAAAACCCCAUCAGGCUACAUGUAUAACACCCCAUCAGGCUACAUGUAUAACACCCCACCAGGCUACAUGUAUAAAACCCCAUCAGGCUACACGUAUACAACCCCAUCAGGCUACACGAAUAAAACCCCAUCAGGCUACAUGUACACACCCCCAUCAGGCUACAUGUAUAAAACCCCAUCAGGCUACACGUAUAAAACCCCAUCAGGCUACACGUAUAAAACCCCAUCAGGCUACACGUAUAAAACCCCAUCAGGCUACACGUACAAAACCCCAUCAGGCUACAUGUAUAAAACCCCAUCAGGCUACAUGUAUAAAACCCCAUCAGGCUACACGUACACACCCCCAUCAGGCUACAUAUAUAAAACCCCAUCAGGCUACAUGUAUAAAACCCCAUCAGGCUACACGUACACACCCCCAUCAGGCUACAUGUAUAAAACCCCAUCAGACUACAUGUCCACACCCCCAUCAGGCUACAUAUAUAAAACCCCAUCAGGCUACACGUAUAAAACCCCAUCAGGCUACAUGUAUAAAACCCCAUCAGGCUACUCGUAUAAAACCCCAUCAGGCUACAUGUAUAACACCCCAUCAGGCUACAUGUAUAACACCCCACCAGGCUACAUGUAUAAAACCCCAUCAGGCUACAUGUAUAAAACCCCAUCAGGCUACACGUAUACAACCCCAUCAGGCUACACGUAUAAAACCCCAUCAGGCUACACGUAUAAAACCCCAUCAGGCUACAUGUAUACAACCCCAUCAGGCUACACGUAUACAACCCCAUCAGGCUACACGUACACACCCCCAUCUAUCUACAUGUAUAAAAUCCCAUCAGGCUACAUGUAUAAAACCCCAUCAGGCUACACGUAUACAACCCCAUCAGGCUACAUGUAUAAAACCCCAUCAGGCUACACGUAUAAAACCCCAUCAGGCUACAUGUAUAAAACCCCAUCAGGCUACAUGUAUAAAACCCCAUCAAGCUACACGUACACACCCCCAUCAGGCUACAUGUAUAAAACCCCAUCAAGCUACACGUACACACCCCCAUCAGGCUACAUGUAUAAAAAUCCCAUCAGGCUACAUGCCCCUGUUCGAUUUAAUCAACUGUUGUUACUUCGAAGUUGUCUGGGUCUUACCUGA
This is a messenger RNA of Oncorhynchus gorbuscha (pink salmon), 1860 nucleotides long. RefSeq names its product extensin-2-like. Bases 1 to 1860 code for a protein of 619 amino acids. NCBI's taxonomy places the organism in Eukaryota, Metazoa, Chordata, Actinopteri, Salmoniformes, Salmonidae. The transcript has a single exon. The record is from RefSeq and is a predicted model, not a curated record.